AUGGCUGGCCUUCUCUCACCGACGCUCGAAACCCAGUUUGCAGCCCUGACACUGGCACCCUCUGAAGUACACGCUACCAUCAAGGCCGCCGAAACGGAACGCUCUCAGAUUCAAGAAGCUCACGCCGCUCGCGAUGUCGUCGUCGCCAUGCUCGCCACCGUUACGCGCUCCGUUCAGGAGAAGGCAUCACAGAUCUCGCAGCUUCAAGACGAGAAGUCCCGCCUACAAGACGCUUUGACUUCACUCAAGGAUCACGGCGAUAACAACAAACUACGCCCCGCUGUCCCAUCACUACGACUUGCUGAACCUGCGAAGCUCUCACCAGUCGCCACCUCGUCGCUCAAGGCACCUGGCAUGAAUAGCCUCCUUACGCCGCCGAUCACACCGACCGAGUCUACCGACCGCAGGUCAUACGUGUCCGCUGUCCGUCCGGGCGAGGACUCGAUCAGUGGCCCACCGGCGUCUAUCGCUCUGAUGAAGGACGAAUGUGACUUGGACCCCGAUGCCACGAUCAAAGCCCGCCACGCCAUCCUUGCCUCUUUUCCUGUCCCAAACGGUAUCCCCGACGAGGAACUCAAGCCGAUCUGCCUACCCGCGCACAUAACUAUGCAGGACUUCUUGUCGGACUUGCCCACGGCCUUGAGUGCAUCCUUAUCGAACCACCGCAUUCUUCAGGAGACGACUACGCACUGGUGUCCUGAGGCCGAGGAGCAUGGAUACUACCUCUCACCCUUGUUCAAGUGCUCGACUAACAAUCGCGUUGCGACGGCGCAUAACUGGACCAGAUCCGAUGUCGUCGGCUCAUUGAGAAACCCCACUGAGUGCUUCUAUCUUCGCGGUGGUCAGUGGUACUACGCUGGAGCGUAUACUGCGGUCCGCCUCGCCGACCUGACGCCGCAAGAGUGGGAGCAUCUCUCGACCGAGAGCACUCAGGCCAUACUCAAGGAGACGCUCGCGGAACGCAAGAACGUCGCGCCACAACAUCUAUACGAGAUCGCACAACUCUACGCUGCCGGUGCUUUGCGCGUCGCGUGCGUUGGCUUGAAGUGCAUCGGCUUCAACACGUCCCUGUAUCACUCGUUGCUCGAGCAUGCCGCUCAGUCCGGAAGGACGAGCCGCCAGUGGACAAACCCUGCAUCGCGGGAGUCAUCUCUUAGACCUGAUACGCCUAUGAGCACGCUGAGCCCCACCGCUGCAUCAUUUGACUCGCCUCGCCUGUUCUCGUUAACCGGUCGCGGAGGAACGACGAACCUACACUCUGGGGGCGCCGCGUAG
This is a messenger RNA of Peniophora sp. CBMAI 1063, 1275 nucleotides long. Lineage: Eukaryota; Fungi; Basidiomycota; Agaricomycetes; Russulales; Peniophoraceae. The record is from the annotation of a GenBank genome assembly.